Molecule: messenger RNA, 921 nt
Organism: Cladophialophora psammophila CBS 110553
Lineage: Eukaryota; Fungi; Ascomycota; Eurotiomycetes; Chaetothyriales; Herpotrichiellaceae
Exons: 2
Coding region: 1-921 (306 amino acids)
Molecular function (GO): NADP binding; oxidoreductase activity, acting on the CH-OH group of donors, NAD or NADP as acceptor; NAD binding
Source: RefSeq, a predicted model, not a curated record
AUGGCGCCUCAAUUGGCUUGGCUAGGUCUGGGGAAUAUGGGCAGGGGCAUGUGCAAGAACUUGGUAGAGAAGGGCAACCUGUCCAACCCGCUGAUCAUCUUCAACCGCACCGUGCAACGGGCCCAUGACCUCGCCGCAAACAUCGGCCAUGCCACCGUGGCGUCCUCCGUGCAAGAAGCCGCCUCGAAAGCCGACAUUAUAUUUUAUUGUCUGGGCGACGACCCGGCAGUGCUCUCUACUCUCGAAGAGGUCCUUAAGACCGACGUCCAGGGCAAGGUGAUUGUGGACUGCAGCACGGUCCACCCUGACACCACGGCCAAGGAAGCAGAGAUGGUAGAAGAAAAGGGAGCCAGUUUCGUGGCGUGUCCUGUGUUCGGCGCCCCAGCUAUGGCCGACGCGGGCCAACUGAUCUGCGUCGUGGCGGGUCAACCUGACGCCGUGCAAAAAGUAAUACCAUACUGCAAGGGCGUGAUGGGCCGCGCCAACGUUGAUUUCUCGGGCCAAGAACCACGCAAGGCGACACUGCUCAAGGUCAUUGGCAACACAUUUGUCCUAGGCAUGGUCAAUGCGCUGUCCGAGGGACAUGUCUUGGCCGAAAAGUCCGGCCUGGGCGUCGACGAGCUCCACAAAUUCAUCGAGGUCAUGUUCCCGGGACCGUACACCGCUUACUCGACCCGAAUGAGGACGGGUGACUAUUACACGCGAGCGGAGCCAUUGUUCGCGGUCGACCUGGCACGGAAAGAUGCGAGGCACGGCAUGCAUUUGGCCAAGCAGAGCGGGUGUCGAAUGAGGCAAGUUGAGGUGGGAGACGACUAUCUGAAGACUGUCAAGGAGACGGUGGGUGAAAAGGGCGAUAUUGCCGGCAUCUAUGGCGCCGUCAGGUUGCAGGGGGGCCUGAAGUUUGGGAAUCAGGAUGCUUAG